Molecule: messenger RNA, 6954 nt
Organism: Betta splendens (Siamese fighting fish)
Lineage: Eukaryota; Metazoa; Chordata; Actinopteri; Anabantiformes; Osphronemidae
Product: protein flightless-1 homolog
Biological process (GO): myofibril assembly; barbed-end actin filament capping; actin polymerization or depolymerization
Cellular component (GO): cytoplasm; actin cytoskeleton; nucleus
Molecular function (GO): actin filament binding; phosphatidylinositol-4,5-bisphosphate binding
Source: RefSeq, a predicted model, not a curated record
UCCUCCCCGGUUUCAGACCAAAAUAGACAGUUGGGGGCUGAGCAGCUGAUAUUUACCAGAAAUGGCUGCGACCGGAGUUCUUCCCUUUAUACGAGGGGUAGACCUCAGUGGAAACGACUUCAAAGGUGGGAACUUCCCAGAGCAUGUCAAAUGUAUGAGCAGCCUGCGAUGGCUGAAGCUCAACAGGACAGGACUGUGUUACCUCCCAGAGGAGCUGGCCUCUCUGCAGAAGCUGGAGCAUAUUUCAGUGAGUCACAACAGCCUGUCCACCUUAUAUGGGGAACUGCGCAACUUACCGAACCUACGGGCACUGGUAGCCAGAGCCAACAACCUGAAGAACUCUGGAGUCCCUGAUGACAUUUUUCAGCUUGACGACCUUUCUGUGCUGGACCUGAGCUACAAUCAGCUGACAGAGAUCCCCAGGGACCUGGAGAACAGCCGGAACAUGUUGGUGCUGAAUCUGAGCCACAACAGCAUUGAUUCCAUCCCCAACCAGCUGUUUAUCAAUCUGACAGACCUGCUGUAUCUGGACCUAAGCGACAACAAGCUUGACAGCUUGCCACCCCAGAUGAGACGCCUUGUGCACCUGCAGACUCUGAUUCUCAACAAUAACCCGCUGAUGCAUGCUCAGUUGCGACAGCUGCCAGCCAUGGUGGCACUAACGACUCUCCACCUGAGGAACACCCAGAGGACCCAGAGCAACAUGCCCACUAGCCUAGAGGGACUCUCACAUUUAGCAGAUGUUGAUCUUUCAUGCAACGACCUGACUCGGGUGCCAGAGUGUCUCUACUCACUGGGCAGUUUGAAGAGACUCAACCUUAGCAGUAAUCAGAUCACCGAACUCUCCCUCUGCAUUGACCAGUGGACCCAGCUCGAGACGCUCAACCUGAGCCGCAAUCAGCUGACUUCACUGCCUUCUGCCAUCUGUAAACUGUCGAAACUGAAGAAACUGUAUGUGAAUUCCAACAAACUGGACUUUGAUGGAGUUCCACCCGGAGUAGGCAAACUGUCCAACCUCAUGGAGUUCAUGGCCGCUAACAACAACCUGGAACUCAUCCCUGAAGGACUCUGCAGAUGUGGAAAGCUGAAAAAGUUAGUGCUGAAUAAAAACCGCCUGGUGACGCUGCCUGAGGCCAUUCAUUUCCUGACAGAUUUGGAGGUUCUUGAUGUGCGUGAGAACCCAAACCUGGUCAUGCCUCCUAAGCCAGUUGACAGAGCUGCAGAGUGGUACAACAUCGACUUCUCUCUGCAGAACCAGCUCCGGCUGGCCGGGGCCUCACCCGCCACUGUAGCUGCUGCUGGAGGAGGAGCUAGCCCACGAGAUCACCUGGCGAGAAAGAUGAGGCUGAGGAGGCGGAAGGACUGUACUCAGGAUGAUCAGGCAAAGCAGGUGCUGAAGGGCAUGAGUGAUGUUGCACAGGAAAAAAAGAACAUGGAGGAGAAUGGGGAUUUGAAAUAUGGAGAUUUAAAAAUCCGAAAGUGGGACAAGAGUCUAGAGCCUCAACUUGACUACUCUGAGUUCUUUUUGGAGGACGCGGGCAGGUAACCCACCUUUGUUGCAGGUGUAACAGUGUGGCAGAUCGAAAACUUCAUUCCCAUGCAGGUGGAUGAAACCUUCCAUGGCAAGUUCUAUGAGGCUGACUGCUACAUCGUUCUCAAGACCUUUCUGGAUGAUAACGGCGCUCUGAACUGGCAGAUCUAUUACUGGAUUGGUCAGGAGGCCACGCUGGACAAGAAGGCUGGCUCUGCCAUUCACGCCGUCAACCUGAGGAACUUCCUUGGAGCAGAGUGUCGGACAAUACGGGAAGAGAUGGGCGAUGAGAGCGAGGAGUUCAGUGCUGUUUUCAACAAUGAAAUCUCGUACAUUGAGGGAGGAACAGCCAGUGGGUUUUACACAGUGGAGGACACACACUAUUCUGUCAGGUUGUAUAGAGUUUAUGGCAAAAAAAACAUCAGACUGGAGUCUGUACCGGCGAAGGCCUGCUCCCUCGACCCUCGCUACGUCUUCUUGUUGGACACAGGACUGGAAAUCUUUGUCUGGAGAGGGGCCAACGCUACGCUCAGCGGCACCACAAAGGCUCGGUUAUUUGCAGAAAAGAUUAAUAAGAAUGAACGUAAGGGGAAGGCUGAGAUUACAACCCUCAUGCAGAACCAGGAGCCUCCAGAAUUCUGGGAGGUACUGGGAGGACAACCGGAGGAGAUCAAGAAGCAUGUACCAGAUGACUUCUCCCCCAUCAGACCUAAACUGUACAAGGUGGGCUUGGGCCUGGGCUACCUGGAGCUGCCUCAAAUCAACUACAAGCUGUCCGUGGAGCACAAAGACCAUAAGGUCAAACUGGACACUUUGCCAGAGCUCAGACUGCUGCAGUCUCUGCUGGACACAAAGGGUGUGUACGUCCUGGACUGUUGGUCUGACGUCUUCAUCUGGAUUGGGAGGAAGUCUCCGCGUCUUGUCAGAGCCGCUGCCUUAAAACUGGGCCAGGAGAUCUGCUCCAUGCUGCACCGGCCCAAACACGCAUGCGUGACCCGCAACCUGGAGGGCACAGAGUGCCAGGUGUUUAAGUCCAAGUUUAAGAACUGGGAUGACGUGUUGAAGGUGGACUACACCAGAGCAGCUGAGACUGUACAGCAGACCGACAGUCUACAGGGCAAGGUCAAGAAGGACGCAGAGCAAAAGGACCAGAUGAAAGCUGACCUCACAGCUCUGUUUCUGGCCAGGCAGCCAGCCAUGCCGCUCACCGAGGCUGAGCAGCUGAUGGAGGAGUGGAAUGAGGACCUGGAUGGUAUGGAAGGAUUCGUGCUGGAGGGAAAGAAGUUCGCUCGUCUGCCAGAGGAGGAGUUUGGCCACUUCUUCACACAGGACUGCUAUGUUUUCCUCUGCAGAUACUGGGAGCCUGUUGAAUAUGAGGAUGAGGAGGACAAGGUGAAGGAGAAGAAGCAAGGCAACGGUGGUCAUCCUCCAGGAGACGAGGACGAGGAGGACAAACAGCCAGAGGAGGACUUCCAGUGUGUGGUGUACUUCUGGCAGGGCAGGCAGGCCUCCAACAUGGGCUGGCUCACCUUCACCUUCUCCCUGCAGAAGAAGUUUGAAAGUCUCUUUCCCGGAAAACUGAAGGUGGUGCGUAUGACCCAGCAGCAGGAGAACCUCAAGUUCCUGUCUCAUUUCAAGAGGAAGUUCAUCAUUCAUAAAGGGAAGAGGAAACAGAACACAGACUCUGCCCAGCCCUCGCUCUACCAUAUACGCACCAACGGCAGCGCGCUCUGCACCAGGACCAUCCAGAUUGGAACAGACUCGAGCAACCUCAACUCAGAGUUCUGCUUCAUACUCAAGGUACCAUUCGAGAGCACAGACAAUCAGGGCAUUGUUUACACCUGGGUGGGCAGAGCUGCUGACCCGGACGAAGCCAAACUGGCCGAGGACGUCAUGAAUAGUAUGUUUGAUGACACGUACAGCAAACAGGUGAUUAAUGAAGGGGAGGAGCCAGAGAACUUUUUCUGGGUGGGGAUCGGAUCUCAGAAGCCGUACGAUGAAGACGCAGACUACAUGAAACACGCUCGCCUCUUCAGAUGUUCGAAUGAGAAGGGUUAUUUCUCUGUGUCAGAGAAGUGCUCAGACUUCUGUCAGGACGACUUGGCUGAUGAUGACAUCAUGUUGCUGGACAAUGGAAAAGAGGUAUACAUGUGGGUCGGGACUCAGACCAGCCAGGUGGAGAUCAAGCUUAGUCUCAAAGCCUGCCAGGUGUACAUUCAGCACAUGCGCUCAAAGGAAGCAGAGCAGCCUCGGAAGCUGCGGCUGGUGCGGAAGGGAAACGAGCCCCACUGCUUCACACGCUGCUUCCACGCAUGGGGAGACUUUAAAACUCUCCCCCUCAUAGACAAACACUUUACAAAUCACCAAUUUAUAUGCAAAUCAAUGAGACGAUUAUGUCUAUGCGUAACCCAGCCUUACAUGAGCUCUGGCCCUCCUUCCUGCUCAGCACAGACAAGUCAGCUUACAAAGAGAAAUCUGGACACAUCUUAGAUUAGGUCACAUUUCUGCCUUUGGAUCAAAGAGUAAAAUGUCACCUUAUGUCCAAGCCUUUUUUUUUUCCUUUUGUUGAAUGAAAUAUGCUUUGAAAUGAAAUAAUUCUGAGUCGUAUCAUGGCUUUAAAGAUAUCCAAAGGGAGCUCAGACCCUGACAUAUCCAUGAGUUUGGCUGCUUGUGUUGUAGUUUUCUGUGGUGGAGAACUACGACUACACUUCUCCGCGUUUAGUGCCAUUUUGCGCAGCUCACUUGAAGCAGUUGAAAGCAGACAUUACACUUUGUUUUCUAUUGUUGGGGGAUUCAAAUAAGUGGCACUAAUAGAUUUUCUGAGGAAUGUUAGUUCAUAUAUUUUUCGGUUGUGGACUCGACGCUGUGUUUUUACCCCCUUUCGCUUUUCUCUCCUUUGAAAAUCUCUCCUUUCCUUACAGUCUGUUCAGCGUCUGCUCUCAUUUCUCCCACGUGUCCACUGAUCAGACCGUUGAAAGACAAGUCAUUCAUGUCAAGUUGCUUUAAAUUGAAAUUUUGUUUUGUUUGAUUAUUUAGUCAAAUUUAUUUGGCCAGAAAGAUUUGAGAUGAUCUGGGACGUUGAAGCGUGAGACAGAUGCUUGUUUAUAGUUUAAAGGGCGAAGGUUUAAAUGUGCAAUCAGUAGAGUCCAGGAGAUACAGAGACCACACUGGUCCGCUGUUACAGCCCGUCAAAAUGUCUUGUGUUGUUUUUUUGUUUGUAUCUUCUUGGAGCUUCUAAGUUCUUCUUUUUUGCAUAAUCAUUUUUGAAAAAGCAAAUGCAUGUUUAAUUUUCAGAACUAAUUAUUUUAAAGGUGGAGUUAGAUGUCGUUCUUAACAUGUUUUCUUUUUCAAAUGUGUUUAUUUUGGAAGAAGACUCUUAUCGGCCCGAUUUAAUGGGAAAGAAAGCUUGUGCAGCACAGAGACAUAUUUUAAUAUACAUUGACUUCUGCUUUCACUGAUCUCAGAUCAGUGGUGAGCUGAACAAUGCCUGCUUGCACUGGUCUGAGCACGAUAUCUGUGUUCCCUGAUGGCUGCAACCUCUGCAUUGUGUUUCUCUUUUCUGUCUUUGGGGGAACUCGUAUGGCUGUUGGUGACUUGCAAUCGUACACGUGUUUGUGUAUAUGAAUAUGUGCACAUGCUCAAGAUGUCACCUGCAGAUGCUUUAUUUAUGUAUUUUAUAUAAAUAAAACCUCACUUUCAGCUUUGUUUCCUCUCUGGUGAUUCAAAUUGUAGCUAGUAUGUAAAAAAAUCUAUGUAAAAAAAGUACAGUAGAGUCCAGAGAAUCUGCCAGGUGCGUUUAGUCUGAUUACUUGAGGUGGAUGCCUAGUGUUUCCUGAUGUCUCUUCGUUUAGCAGAACAGAGAUCAUCACAGAAAUGAGCCUUAAAGCUUCAGCUGCAUAAAGUGAAGGUUAAUAUUUCACAAAUAUUAAUGUAAAUUAACAAUAAUACAAUUAAACAAUUUACUAAGUUAAACAACUAAUGUGAUGUAUUCCUACUAAUGUGAGUAACACUGAUGUCAUUAACAGGUGUGACAGAACUGGUUGUGACUCAACGCUUGAUUAAUCAGAUUAUAAACCUUUCUGGUUUAUUUUAGCUGGUUCUGUUCUAAUUAAGUGAUUUCAUCCUUUCCCUUACUUUUCUGUCGAUCAAUUCCUAGAUAGUGGAUAUUUCUUCAUCCCAUUGAAGUCUUAGUCGUGCUUUUUGCUGAUCUGGCGUUUCUGAUUUCCUGUGUGUUCAGCUAUGUUACAAGCUUUGUCUGCUGGAUUCUUUGCUGAACCUUCUGUGGCACGGCUGAAUUUUCAGUGUGGGAAUUUGCUCAGAAUGCUGCUUAAAGUGCUUUCUCUAGUUUGGCUCUUUCUUGACCAAAAUCACUGCUUUGUGUUUGCAGCUUUGUUAUCUUUGGCUGCUGUUUCACGUAGCUCAGCUGCUACUUGGCCCAGUGUGAAGCAUAAGUCACUGCUUUAAGACUUGAUGUGGAAAUCAACACCCUAAUGAGCAGAAACGAAACAUCUUGUAGAGUAAAUAAUUUUAUUAUUAACAUUCACAAUUCCUCAUCAGCUGAGAUGCUAAAUGACCAAUCCUACAUACAAACUGAAUGCCAAAGCAGAAACUAAUCCAUCGUAAACUUCGAAAUAAGGUUAAUCGAGCCAGCUGUAGCAUGAAAGGGUUAAUUUUCUGUGAAAAGGUUUUUGACUUAUAAUUGUUCACUUACAUUAGUUAGUAAUGAGGUCCCUUUUGUACUUAUUUCAUUUUUAGAGGAGGUGAUGGAGUUAGAACCUGUAGCCUAAAGCCUCUUAGUAACUAACAUUUUACUCUAUCGCCAGCGUCCAGUCAAACCUGUCUGCUGUAAUCCUAGAUAGAUCAUGUAAAUAUAUUGUUUUUACACAGUAAAACCUUUUAAAAAUGUGUUAAAAUACUGGUGGUUGCAGCCCUGUGUGUAGCCUAUAUUACUUCCAUUGCACCAAUUUGCAGAAACCAAAAGCAGAAAUCACAGUUACACGUAGCAUUAAGACUGACUUUGCUUCUCCUGCUUCACUUCCCUGAGUCCCAUCAAAAACAACGAAAUGCUCACACAGGAUUUUACCAUGUUCUUUACUGUCAUCCUCUCAAUGUCUUUACUUUCCAAACUAGAGCAAGAAGUCUGGUUAAAAAAUUGAAACUUUCUUCUAAAACUCUAAUCACAGCGUGUUACUGUUACUUAAGGCCAAACCACAGCGGAUGACGAGUAAGAGCGCAGGAAGACUGAAAAGCAGCCAGAUGAACCACCACAGAAAUCACUGAAUGCCCCGUACCGUUACACCUCCAUGUGAUCCUGCUGUGACAGCUCGAUCCGUCCACGAGAUAAAGAGAACGUAUAACAUUCAAGUCAACAAAUAAAAAUGUCUUCACCGACGAAAUCACGAGUUUAAAAAAAUAGGUUGGAA